Molecule: messenger RNA, 432 nt
Organism: Ilyonectria robusta
Lineage: Eukaryota; Fungi; Ascomycota; Sordariomycetes; Hypocreales; Nectriaceae
Exons: 1
Coding region: 76-306 (76 amino acids)
Source: RefSeq, a predicted model, not a curated record
CCAGGGUUGGUGAUGGCCCUGGCGUACGAGGAAACGGGUUUCCUUUCAAUUUGAUGGACCUUUGUUUGCCCGAACAUGGUCAGCCACAAUCGUUGUGAGCAUCUGCGCAGGGCAAGAAGUAUGCAAAGGGGCGAUCUCAAAGAUUUGUAUCGAGGAAGAAACAAGGGGAAUGAUGGGAUAACUCACUGCGAGCUCUUCCCUAUAGGGCGGCCCCUGAACCUAGUCUACCAUGGCCCUAUUGCCCUAUCAUUCCGUGCUUCCUUUCCAGAAUUUUAUUAUGUGCCUGUGGUCAGCUUGAGCCUAUAGAUCACUACAUUUCUGCUCGUCUGUCACAGAUAAUCGAUCCCAACGCCCUUAACUUGAACUUUGCCAAUGGGAAAUAGGUUGGGAUGUUCCAUUCCACGAAGAUAACGCAACAUACCAACCCCAAGG